Rangifer tarandus platyrhynchus (Svalbard reindeer) is the source of this 2169-nucleotide messenger RNA. NCBI's taxonomy places the organism in Eukaryota, Metazoa, Chordata, Mammalia, Artiodactyla, Cervidae. The record is from the annotation of a GenBank genome assembly.
AUGAGUGGCUCAUCCACAGUUUACAGAGAUGCUGAGGGAGUGACCAUCAUGUCACCGUUUCUCCGAAUUGGUUUGUCCAACUUCGACUGUGGGUCCUGCCAGUCGUGCCAGGGUGAGGCGGUUAACCCUUACUGCGCUGUGCUUGUCAAAGAGUAUGUUGAAUCAGAGAAUGGGCAGAUGUACAUCCAGAAAAAGCCAACCAUGUACCCGCCCUGGGACAGCACUUUCGACGCCCACAUCAACAAGGGAAGAGUGAUGCAGAUCAUCGUGAAGGGCAAAAACGUGGACCUGAUAUCCGAGACUACCGUGGAGCUCUACUCCCUGGCCGAGAGAUGCAGGAAAAACAAUGGGAAGACAGAGAUAUGGUUAGAGCUGAAACCUCAAGGCCGCAUGCUGAUGAACGCAAGAUACUUUCUGGAAAUGAGCGACACAAAGGACGUGAACGAAUUCGAGGCCGACGGCUUCUUCGCUCUGCAUCACCGCCGAGGCGCCAUCAAGCAGGCCAAAGUCCACCACGUCAAGUGCCAUGAGUUCACGGCCACCUUCUUCCCACAGCCCACGUUUUGCUCCGUCUGCCAUGAAUUUGUCUGGGGUCUGAACAAACAAGGCUACCAGUGUCAACAAUGUAAUGCAGCAAUUCACAAGAAGUGUAUCGAUAAAGUAAUAGCAAAGUGCACAGGAUCAGCUAUCAACAGCCGAGAAACCAUGUUCCACAAGGAGAGGUUCAAAAUCGACAUGCCGCACAGAUUUAAGGUCUACAAUUACAAGAGCCCAACCUUCUGUGAGCACUGUGGGACCCUGCUAUGGGGCCUGGCCAGGCAAGGGCUCAAGUGUGAUGCAUGUGGCAUGAAUGUGCAUCACAGAUGCCAGACAAAGGUGGCCAACCUUUGUGGUAUAAACCAGAAGCUGAUGGCUGAAGCCCUGGCGAUGAUUGAGAGCACUCAGCAGGCUCGCUGCUUAAGAGAUUCUGAGCACAUCUUCAGAGAAGGUCCAGUUGAAAUUGGUCUCCCAUGCUCCAUAAAAGGUGAAGCAAAGCCGCCAUACGUACCAGGACCGGGAAAAAAAGAGCCUCAGGGGAUCUCCUGGGAUUCUCCCUUGGAAGAGAUGGAGAAAGUAUGCCAUCGCCCAGAACCUGAGCCGAACAAAGAAAGAACUUCUCUACGUAUGAAACUAAAAAUCGAGGAUUUCACCUUGCACAAAAUGUUGGGGAAAGGAAGUUUUGGCAAGGUCUUCCUAGCAGAGUUCAAGAAAACCAAUCAAUUUUUCGCAAUAAAAGCCUUAAAGAAAGAUGUGGUUUUGAUGGAUGAUGACGUGGAGUGCACAAUGGUAGAGAAGAGGGUCCUCUCCUUGGCCUGGGAGCAUCCGUUCUUAACGCAUAUGUUCUGCACAUUCCAGACCAAGGAGAACCUCUUUUUUGUGAUGGAGUAUCUCAACGGAGGAGACUUAAUGUACCACAUCCAGAGCUGCCACAAGUUCGACCUCUGCAGAGCCACGUUCUACGCUGCCGAAAUCAUCCUUGGUCUGCAGUUCCUUCAUUCCAAAGGAAUUGUCUACAGGGACCUGAAGCUGGAUAACAUCCUCUUAGACAAAGAUGGACACAUCAAAAUUGCGGACUUCGGGAUGUGCAAGGAGAACAUGCUGGGAGACGCCAGGACCAACACCUUCUGCGGAACCCCCGACUACAUCGCGCCAGAGAUCCUUCUGGGUCAGAAGUACAACCACUCUGUGGACUGGUGGUCCUUCGGUGUCCUCCUCUACGAGAUGCUCGUAGGCCAGUCACCUUUCCACGGGCAGGACGAAGAGGAGCUUUUCCACUCCAUCCGCAUGGACAAUCCCUUUUACCCGCGAUGGCUCGAGAAGGAGGCAAAGGACCUUUUAGUGAAGCUCUUCGUAAGAGAACCUGAGAAGCGGCUGGGGGUGAGGGGAGACAUCCGUCAGCACCCCUUGUUUCGGGAAAUCAACUGGGAAGAGCUGGAAAGGAAGGAGAUUGACCCACCGUUCAGGCCUAAAGUGAAAUCGCCAUAUGACUGCAGCAAUUUUGACAAGGAAUUCCUGAAUGAGAAGCCCCGGCUGUCAUUCGCAGACAGGGCGCUGAUCAACAGCAUGGACCAGAACAUGUUCCGGAACUUUUCCUUCAUGAACCCAGGGAUGGAGAAGCUGAUAUCCUGA